AGCAUAGUGCAUGGUAGAUGCGCAUGAUAGCCAGAUCAAGUUAUUUGACCAUUUUGACGUGGUCAGGUCAUUGGUUCUGUAAUCUGUUUGAGAGGGAGGCGCGGAGAGAGAGAGAGAGGGAGCGAGAAGACAUGAUUGGAAUUGGAAGCCCAAGAUCUCUGCGAUUCUCGUUUCUGUUUUGCUUUAUCCAUCUGCAAUUACUUACAGGCUUGGCAAGUGAACCAUCAAAUUCAGAAAAGGAAAAUAAAGCUGCGAGUCAUGGUACUUCAAGUGGGUCUGUAGGGGUCAAAGUAGCCAUUGUAUGCCUCGGUGUGGUGGCGGUUUUGGGUUUCUGUGUGCUUUUAUUCAAGAUAUGGCAAAAGAAGAAGAGAGAAGAGCAGCAUGCCCGUCUCCUUAAGCUGUUUGAAGAUGAUGAUGAGCUCGAGGUUGAACUUGGUAUUCGGGAUUGAGAUCCUUGUUCAUUUGUGUAUUGGCUGUAUUUUGUCUAUCAUAAUAUUGUUUUCGCUUCUCUGUUAGUAUAGGUCAUUUGAAACUAUAUAAUUGCAAUUUUUCUGCUUUGAAUCUUUAUUGUAUAAUGGUUUGUAGAUCUUAUAUUCUUUGUGCUUAUAGGUGAUCUAAUUCAAGGGAUUGUUGGUUUUCCCAAGAAAUGAGUAUGUCUCUCACUUAGAUUUUCUUA
This is a messenger RNA of Corylus avellana, 676 nucleotides long. RefSeq lists its product as uncharacterized. The record is from RefSeq and is a predicted model, not a curated record. Lineage: Eukaryota; Viridiplantae; Streptophyta; Magnoliopsida; Fagales; Betulaceae.